AUGAAUUUUUAUAAACAAGCAGCAGAAAUUUUGGAGAAAUUAUUAUCACACAAAGGAAGUAUAAAGUCACUUACAUUGGCUGAUAAUAUUAAAGAAAAGAAAAAAAUGUAUGCUAUAAUAUGUGAGACAUUGAAAUAUAAGGAUGUUUUGAAUAUCAUCAUUGAAAAUUCAGGAUUUUUAGGAUUGGAAAAAAAGGUUCCAAAAAACCUAGCCAUGGUUUUAAUAUACGAUUUACUGUUUAGUCGAAAUGGAUUGAAAUUAUUAUCAGAUGGAUAUUAUAAACAAGCGAUUUUAAGAAAUGAGAUUAGAUUGAGAGGCGAACUUAUGAAUUUGAAGCGAUCAUAUAUACGUGUUAAUACACUUAAAACUACGGUCGAUAAAGUGAUAAAUCAAUUUAUAAGAGAAGGUUAUAAAUUAGAAUACAGCAAUGACGAUGAUAAUGAUUUGAGUAAAUUAAGACCAAAAACUAUUAGAAGAGAUAAGCAUUUGCCAGAUUUAUUAAUUCUGCCACCAAAUACUGAUUUACACAAACACAAACUUUAUAUUUCUGGAGAAAUUGUUCUUCAAGAUAAAUCAUCAUGCUUUCCAUCAUUUAUAUGUUCACCAACCAUCAAUUCACAUGUUAUUGAUGCAUGCGCAGCACCAGGCAACAAGACGUCACAUUUAUCAUCUGUCAUGAAGAAUAGUGGUAAAAUAUGGGCGUUCGAUUUGGACAAGCAAAGAUUAAAUUUAUUGAAAAGGUUGACGGAAAAAGCAGGGUGUAAAAUUGAAUUUAUAUUAUUGGACCCAUCUUGUAGUGGAUCAGGAAUCGUAAAUCAUUUAGAUAGAUUAAUUAAUGACUCUUUGGAUGUAAAUGAUGAUGAUGAAAAUAAGGACGAUGACGACAAUAGCAAUAGUAAUGACAAUGAUGAAAGAAUCAAGAAUCUAAGUGAAUUUCAAGAAAGAAUUAUUUUACACGCAUUUAAAUUUCCAUACGUAAAAAGGAUAGUGUAUUCAACAUGUUCAAUUAAUGUAAGGGAGAAUGAACAUGUAGUGAGAAAUGUAUUGAAACAAACAGGUGAUUUUACACUUGCUGAUAGGAAAGAUGUGUUGGAAGCAUGGCCAAGACGUGGUAAUUCAAACGAAAUCGAUGAAGGUCAAGGAUUACGUGUUCAAGCACCCCCAGUUAAUGAAAAUUGUCCAAUUGAAAAAGGAGACCAUCCAGUUGACAAAUCGAUUGGGUUGUCCGGAGAUGUUAAUAUCAUUAAUUUAUAA
Entrophospora candida is the source of this 1254-nucleotide messenger RNA. NCBI's taxonomy places the organism in Eukaryota, Fungi, Glomeromycota, Glomeromycetes, Entrophosporales, Entrophosporaceae. The record is from the annotation of a GenBank genome assembly.